AUGCCUCCCUCUGCGACUCUCUCAACCAAGAUCAAGGUGCAGCUGAAGCUCUCCAUCGCACGUCUGCGAAUGGUUCAGCAACGCGAUGAAGCCCUCUCAAAGACCUCACGGCGGGCCAUGGCACAGUUACUAGAGGUUGGGAAGAUAGAUUCGGCCAAGAUUCGCGUGGAGAACAUUAUCCGGUCCGAUAUUACCAUUGAGCUAUACGAAAUCCUCGAGCUAUAUUGCGAGCUCCUGCUUGCGCGCGCCGGAUUGCUGGACUCGCCCACCUGCGACCCGGGCUUGGAAGAGGCUGUCAAGAGUAUUAUAUAUGCUGCGCCCAAGACCGAGAUCAAGGAGCUGCACCAAGUUCGGGCGCUCCUUGCCGAGAAGUUUGGCAAAGAGUUUGCUUUGGCCGCCAUUGACAACACUGACGGCAAAGUGUCCGAAAAGGUUGUGAAGAAACUGAGUGUGACGCCUCCGAGAGAAGAACUUGUACAGGGCUACCUAGAGGAAAUCGCCAGGGCAUAUGGUGUCGACUGGCCCAAGAAGCCCAGGGACCUCGGAGAACCACCAGCAUUUAUAGAUGACGACGAUGACGACGAUACUCCUAGUGGUGGACAGGCGCAGAAAAUUAUCGAGCCAGAACUCCCUGCCGACAGCAGAGAGGCCCAAGAACGAGAGGAUCUCAGCAGGGCAACGCCUCCACGGAACCUUGAUAACCCUCUCCAUAUCACACCGUCGAGUCCAUCGUCUGAGAACCCUAGACCCAAGGUCACUCUUAAUCAUAUGGAGCUGAAACCCAGCAAAAAGAUGCAAGAUGCUGGACUUGCCAAGAAGAGGGGAGACAAGAGCGAUGGACCUGGUGGCAGUGUCCCAGACGUUAGUGAGCUGGCGGCAAGAUUUGCAGCUCUCAAACGGUGA
This is a messenger RNA of Pestalotiopsis fici W106-1, 903 nucleotides long. RefSeq lists its product as uncharacterized. The record is from RefSeq and is a predicted model, not a curated record. NCBI's taxonomy places the organism in Eukaryota, Fungi, Ascomycota, Sordariomycetes, Amphisphaeriales, Sporocadaceae. Gene Ontology annotation, biological process: protein transport. The transcript has 2 exons. The coding region runs from base 1 to 903 and encodes 300 amino acids.